Magnolia sinica is the source of this 1334-nucleotide messenger RNA. Its product is annotated as protein arginine N-methyltransferase 2. Gene Ontology annotation, cellular component: nucleus; cytoplasm. NCBI's taxonomy places the organism in Eukaryota, Viridiplantae, Streptophyta, Magnoliopsida, Magnoliales, Magnoliaceae. The transcript is spliced from 3 exons. Gene Ontology annotation, molecular function: protein-arginine N-methyltransferase activity; protein binding. The record is from RefSeq and is a predicted model, not a curated record. The coding region runs from base 160 to 1164 and encodes 334 amino acids.
CAAAUUUCAUUUCCCAUUCACCUCCAUUUACAAGCUCCCGAGAGAGCCCUUUUUGCACAUGCAAUUUCUAAGUGCAUGCGUAUCAUCCAUCUCUUUGUGCCAGAGUAUGAAAAAAUUUCUCAUAGCUAAAAGCCGUCUGAGCAGCGAAACGGAGACCUGAUGGGAGGGCUCACUUCAGAGAGGAUGGAAGAGCAGCUGCGCGUAGCGUGCAGGUCAGGCGACGGCGCCAAGGCAAGGGACCUGAUUGCAUCAGGCGUCGACGUAUCCUACUUCGACGGUCAGGGGAUGACCCCAUUGAUGCACGCGGCCCACCAGGGACACGCGUCCAUAGUAGAGGCCUUGCUGGAAGCUGGAGCCCCUUGGAACGCCCUCUCCCCCUCCAAUCUCUCUGCUGGAGAUUUUGCUAUGGAACUCGGCCAUCAGGAAGCCUUCGACCUCCUCCUCAAUGCCGGGAUUCAAGCUGAGCUGGUGCUAGGAACGAUAGCGAGAACAACAAAUAAAGAAGGUGGCGAUCUAAACGUGGAUUACUUGGAAGAGAGGGUUGUUUUUAGUGAGGAUAGGCUAAUGGAUUCUAAUAGCAAAGCAGUCAUGAUGGCUUGGGAGAAACCACUAAUGGAGGCUCAUGCAAAAGCUAUUUGCUGUGGUGGUGGUCACGUUCUUAACAUCGGGUUUGGGAUGGGUCUUGUAGACACAGCUAUUCAACAGUAUGCACCCACUACACACACUAUUAUUGAGGCGCAUCCAGAGGUUUAUGAUCGGAUGCUUCGGUCCGGAUGGGGAGACAAGGAUAAUGUGAAGAUAAUAUUUGGUCGCUGGCAAGAUGUUCUUCCUCAGCUUGAAUCUUAUGAUGGGAUAUUCUUCGACACUUAUGGGGAGUAUUACGAAGAUCUGAGGGAGUUCCACCAGCAUCUUCCUAAGCUGUUGAAGCCUGGUGGGAUCUAUUCAUUCUUCAAUGGCCUUUGUGGAGGCAAUGCCUUUUUCCAUAUGGUGUACUGUCAACUGGUUUCGCUGGAACUUGGGAAUUCAGGUUACUCCACACAGUUCAUUCCUUUACCUGUUAAAGAUUGCUUGGGAGAGGAAGUGUGGAAGGGUGUGAAGCAGAAAUACUGGCAGCUAGAUACAUACUACCUCCCUGUUUGUCAGUCGGAAUCUGAUUCUCAAUGAAGUUUUGAAUGAGAAACUCGAAUUUUGUAUUCUUGUUAACAAGCUGACUGUGAGUUUCAGAUAAACUAUGUCUAACAUGUACGCUCAAUCCUUUUUCUAUCACUCCAAAAAGAAGAACAAAAAAAAUUGUGCACUCCUUUAAUAAGAGUGCUAAUUAAGUGCUAAUUGUA